This is a messenger RNA of Populus euphratica (Euphrates poplar), 2034 nucleotides long. RefSeq names its product zinc finger CCCH domain-containing protein 13-like. The coding region runs from base 112 to 2010 and encodes 632 amino acids. The transcript is spliced from 8 exons. The record is from RefSeq and is a predicted model, not a curated record. Lineage: Eukaryota; Viridiplantae; Streptophyta; Magnoliopsida; Malpighiales; Salicaceae.
AAGGUGUUUUAACACUACACUUCGAAUAAAUAACGCAGCAAAAGUGAGAGAGAGAGACACAGAAAGAACGACAGGAAUUGAGACGACGACCAUAACAGAGUUAAUUAGAGUAUGAGUGGUGCUCCUGUUAAAAGAUCGCAUGAAGAGGGUGUUUAUUCUUCUUCUUCAAAAUACCCUCCACAUGAGGACACAGGUUCAAACCCUAAGCUGACAUCUGGGGUUUCAAAUGAGUACCAUCCACCAUAUGAGAUGGGUCCAGAUGCUCGGGUGGCAAAGAUUUCCAGAACUGAGUCUCGAGAUGCAGAUAGAAGAUCACCUUUGCAUUCAAUGUACCGAAUGUCGCCAUCUUCAAAUGAAUCACACAUGGAUACUCAUUCUAAUGUUGCUCCUGAAAGCAGGCUUGAAUCAAGGGAUUCCAAGGACAGCAGAGAUCACAGGAUUGAAAACCGUGACCCAAGGACUGAUGCAAGAGAGGUGUAUGGUGAGGUAAAGAGGGAUUCACAAAGCGUUAAAAAUGAAAAGGAUGUGAGGUUUGAUAGUAGAGGGGAUGACAAUAAGGAAGUAAAGCAUGACAGGGAGGCUCAUAUUGAUCCAAAGGAUGGUUUUGGUGCAGCAAGUAGUCAAGUGAAUUGGAAGGAAUCCAAAGAAUACCAUAGAGGAAAGAGAUAUUUGGAAUCCCCAGGUGGACAUGUUGAUCCUUGGCAUAUAUCACGUGGUAAUUCCCAAGGUCCAGCUGAGAUAGGAAAGGAAAGCACUAACAUUGAGGAGAGGGAUCAUGUGGAAGCUCAUGAGGCAGUUGGUGAAAAUAAACUUGAUUCAAAAGGUGAGGAAAGAUUUAAAGACAAGGAUAGGAAGCGGAAAGAUUUAAAGCACCGGGAAUGGGGAGACAGAGAUAAGGAAAGAAGCGACCGAAGGGGAAACAUGCAAGUAGGCAACAGUAGUGCUGAGGGCAAGGAGUCAGUGAAGGAAGAGAGAGAAGCAGAGAGGUGGGAGCGGGAGAGGAAGGACCUGUCAAAAGACAGGGAAAGGUUAAAAGAGAGGGAGAAGGACCACUUAAAGAGAGAAUCAGGAGCUGGAGCUGAAAAAGAGAGUUUGCACAAUGAAAAGGAAUCUGCGGAUGGAACUGUAAGAAUCUCAGAACAGGAAAAUCCAGUUUUAGAGCCUAAAAAACAGAAAGAUUUUGAUAACUGGAAAAAUGUUGAUAGAGAAGCUAAAGAUAGAAAGAAAGAAAGAGAAGCUGACAUAGAAGGAGAUAGACCUGAGAAGGGAAGCAGGAUGUUUGGCAAAGAAUCUGAUGAUGGAUUUGUGGAUGGGGAAAGGAUUAGUGAAAGAGAAAGAGAAGUUUUUAACUAUGGAGUCCAACAGCGUAAGAGGAUGCUUCGGCCUAGGGGUAGCUCACAAGUGGCAAAUCGUGAACCCCGUUUUAGGUCCCAUACCCAGGACACUGAAGGAUGUCAAGGCAAAUCUGAGGUAUCCUCUGUUGUUUAUAAAGUUGGUGAAUGCAUGCAAGAGCUGAUAAAGUUAUGGAAGGAGUAUGAAUCAUCUCAAUCUGAUAAAAAUGGUGAAAGUAGUCAUAAGGGCCCCACUCUUGAAAUUCGAAUACCAGCAGAACAUGUUACUGCUACAAAUCGCCAAGUAAGAGGUGGACAAUUAUGGGGGACGGAUAUAUACACAGAUGAUUCGGAUCUUGUUGCUGUUCUCAUGCAUACAGGCUACUGCCGUCCCACUGCUUCUCCUCCUCCACCUGCCAUCCAAGAGUUAUGUGCUACUAUAAGAGUGUUGCCUCCACAAGAUAGCUACACAUCUAUGCUGAGAAAUAAUGUUCGCUCACGUGCUUGGGGAGCUGGAAUCGGUUGUAGUUACCGUGUUGAGCGUUGCUGCAUUGUGAAGAAAGGAGGUGGAACCAUUGAUCUUGAGCCCUGUCUAACACAUACAUCAGCUGUUGAACCCACCCUUGCUCCUGUGGUUGUUGAACGUACAAUGACUACGCGCGCAGCAGCUUCGGUAUGACAUUGCCAUAUUUCUUCCAAUACC